Molecule: messenger RNA, 1908 nt
Organism: Diatraea saccharalis (sugarcane borer)
Lineage: Eukaryota; Metazoa; Arthropoda; Insecta; Lepidoptera; Crambidae
Source: the annotation of a GenBank genome assembly
AUGGCUGCACACCAAGAAUCUAUCCAUGAGAGACUUCAACCGGCUGCAGACGAGCCACUAUACUUGCAUCAUGGAGCGGCAGUGUGGCCUGAUCAAGCAGAUCACCAAGAGGAGCACAGCGCAGACAUGUCCUACUACAGCAUGCCUAAGAGGAACAAAAGAAAAAAUUUCAAACCACGGUGUGCACCGAACGCUACCACAUUUUCAGAUGAUUCGAAUGGAGGCAACGGUGAAGCUAGUCCUAUCAAUGGCAAUGAAAGAACGACGCCGGAACACACGGAAGAUGACAAAGAUGAGACAGGCUACGCCAAAAUAGGCGUGAAGAAUUUCAGCCUACUGAAAGGAGGAGCAGUAGAUCUCAGCAGAAGAUUGAGCACCGAUUCUAACGAAAACAUAGAUUCUAAUUACCAAAAUAGAUUACCUGAUGAUAAAAAAAUUGACACUUACCAACGGUCUUAUAUACGUAGCUUACAAAUUAAUCAAGAGGCUGAGAGGGACAGGACACUGUUGAACUUUAGUAAUUUACAAAACAAAACUUUCUGUGCCAAAAAUCCUUUUGCUAUAUCUCAAUUGAUUAAAACUAAUUCACCGCCUAGGAGAAGGGAGUCUGAAUCAGAUGAUGAAAAUAAGGGACAAGAUAUUAAUGCUAAUGACAGAUUAGGAGAUAACCAAGAGCCUAUGGAGGUUGUUGAAGCGCAACAAAAUGGUGACGCUUCCAAUGCUACUAAUAGAAUUUUGAGGGAUUACGCAAUGAAUACAAUGAAGGAGCUACUCGGGAUCUAUGGUUUAUCGUCCAAUGAAGUUGCAGAUGCUAUCAGUGGACAAAUAAGAGCUUUGGAAGCACUUCAAGGUAAGCCGUUCACCCAGUUGCCUCUAAGCUUAAAGAGACGUCAUGAUUCAGGAGUAGAAGAUGUGACUGAUAGAAGUCUUCGAAGGUCCUCCUCUGCGACGGAAGAUGAAGGUUCUACUAAUAUCACUCCGCCUAAAACACCUGACAAUGAUAUAGAAACUCAAAGGCAAAGGGCAUUGCAAAUAAUCAACCAGCAAUCAAUGAGAUUGUUUGGCAGGUCUCAUGUUCAAGAAGAUGAUGGCAGUGGAUCUGAGGAUGGCGAUCAGACUCUGGACUUAAGCGUUUCCAGAGAUACUGAUGGCCAGGGUUUCUUUCAAAAGCAAUCGUCAUUGGAUACAGAAGAUUCGCAAGAACGAAAAUUGCAAGCUAGUGGUCUACUGUCUGCGCUGAAUCAUUUGGAUCAAGCUCGGAAGAAUUCUCUUCAGACCACAGUUGAUUACUCUAGAUAUGUCAAAAGGUAUAGCUCAACUUUGGAAUGUGGUUCUUCAUACUGCAAAGACCUUGGCUAUCGGGAACAUUUUCACUGUAUGGACUGCACAGCUAGGGUAUUCUGCAAAAAGGAAGAGAUGAUCAGGCAUUUUAAGUGGCACAAGAAGCGCGAUGAAUCUUUAGCUCAUGGCUUUAUGAGAUAUUCUCCGUUGGACGACUGCUCGGAGCGGUUCAGUGACUGCCCACACAACCGGAGUCAAACUCACUACCAUUGUAUUCAAGAUGGUUGCGAUAAGGUAAUUAUAACGGAUUGUUGAAAUAAAAUAUAGCUCGGUGGCGUAGUGUAUAAGCGCCGCCGCCCGCGAUCGUUGUCGUUAAGCAACUUUCGCAAAGGUCGGUCACGGGAUGGGUGACCGAAAAAUUAUUAUAUCGAGCUACUCCGUGCUUCGGAAGGCACGUUAAGCCGUUGGUCCUGGCUGCAUUUGGAGUCGUUAAUACCCUCCAAUCCGUAUUGGGGCAGCGUGUAGGGUCAUGGAACAUCCUCCUUAACCAUCCAUAAGGAAGGCCUGAGCAUGUUGAAGAUGUUGAAAUAAAAUAACUAAUAUUGCGAUGAUUGAUCUGGUUGUUAA